Osmerus eperlanus (European smelt) is the source of this 1075-nucleotide messenger RNA. Its product is annotated as E3 ubiquitin-protein ligase CCNB1IP1. Gene Ontology annotation, cellular component: synaptonemal complex. The transcript is spliced from 4 exons. Lineage: Eukaryota; Metazoa; Chordata; Actinopteri; Osmeriformes; Osmeridae. Bases 38 to 814 code for a protein of 258 amino acids. The record is from RefSeq and is a predicted model, not a curated record. Gene Ontology annotation, molecular function: ubiquitin protein ligase activity. Gene Ontology annotation, biological process: reciprocal meiotic recombination.
UUCUUGUGUCCUCUUGUAGCUAACUUACUUUAUAUAAAUGUCUCUCUGCGACGAUACUCUGCUCUGCAACUUCCCGAAGUGUCGGUCUAAGUUGUGUGGAUUUGCUUGGGUCACGGCCUGUUCACAUGCUUUCUGCGAUCAGCACGGUUCCGGUGAGUUCAGUCGAUCCCCAGCGAUCUGUCCCGCCUGUUCCUCUGCGCUCUCGGGGAAACUUGACAUCGUGCGAACAGAGUUGUCCCCAUCUGAGGAGUACAAGGCCAUGGUCCUCGCGGGACUCAGGCCAGAGACUGUGCUGGACAUCAGUGCACGCGCGCUGGCCUUCUGGACUUACCAGGUGCACCAGGAACGAAUGUACCAGGAGUACAGCCUGUCCAGGGCAGAGGGACAGGUGAAACAGAUGGAGAAGGUCCUGACCCAGCAGAACCAGAGUAGAGAACUGGAGCUCGGUGCGAUGAGGGGGGAGAUUGCAUCUCUGAAGAAGGUGACGGAUGAGUACAAGAGGAAGUACAGCGAGGUGUCGGAGCGCCUGAUGGAGAGGAACAGACAGUACCAGAAGCUGCAGGGUCUCUAUGACUCCCUCAGGCUGCGCAACAUGGUGGUGGGGGAGAGAGAGCCAGCCCCCCACGGAGCCUCCGACUUCACCUCAGGGGUGGUCAGGCAGCCCUCUCCCAGAGGAAGCCCUUCAUUCCUGGGCAUGGGCCCCGAGGGGGACAGCCGCCUCUUCUCCUCCCUGGAGCCCGAGGGUGCGAGGACCUUCUUCCAGUUCAGCUCCCCAGCCAGAGAGAGAGGACGUUGCUUCAUCAAGAAGCACUGAGUCAGCCUACUGGUCAUAACUGUCGGUUGAGAGGUUUGUCAUCUGACGGUUAGAUGAAUUACAGGUUCAUUGGUUAUUGUUUACUGUUGCUGUUUUGUUUUUAUUAUCGUGUUCUUAAAGUUUUAUAAAUUAUUGUGAAAAUAUCAUCUUUAUUACUAAUGCUUGUAUUUGUGUGAAGUUCUGUCCGGUUUGGAAGAAAUGAUUAGUCUUCAUUCUUUGUGGGAAGUUUGUUUUAUUCUUUUUAAACGCAUUGUCGUCACA